UUUGUGGUUGGGUUGUGGCUGUGACUGUGAUUGAGAGUUAUGGAAUAUGCUAACAAGGAAUACAGACAUGAACUAUGUAUGUGUAGUAUACGCCGUUGUCGGGUCUAUUAUUGCUAUAGAUUGGGCUGUGAGAGGGAAAAGGAAGUUUCGGGGACAGGACACCAGACAUCAGGAGGCGGAGGAGCAUGUUGAGGGGCAUUAUGUUGAUUAAAUGGUCUUGAUUUUUACUCUGAUGGAUGAUGAAGUUAUAUGUGGAAGGUAAGGUUUUU
Messenger RNA from Aspergillus caelatus, 269 nucleotides. RefSeq lists its product as uncharacterized. NCBI's taxonomy places the organism in Eukaryota, Fungi, Ascomycota, Eurotiomycetes, Eurotiales, Aspergillaceae. The record is from RefSeq and is a predicted model, not a curated record. The annotation marks the transcript as partial. The transcript has a single exon.